AUGACCUUUCGUCUCGUUCAUAUCAUACUCUCUGCCCUAGGAGCAUCAGCUACCAUUCUCUACGAUGGUCGCAUCCCACUGGGUAUGAGUAGCUCUAUUCUUGAUGUAUCCUCAGGCCCUUUUUCAACUGUGGUCAGGGGUCCUGAAAGCGCAUCUUCUGUACUGCUCCUACUUUACUAUUACACCAGCUUCGUACCUUAUUCUUCAACGGAGCAAGCCAUCUCCGUAACGAUUGACUGGACAUCAAUUUUCACGCCGGGAAGCUCCUCGCCACAGUAUGGUUUUUGCAGGACAGAGCUCAUUGCGCAAAAGAGCGGGAACACCACUGCUCUGAAUGAGGGAACGGAUACUGGCGUGUCGGUGUUCCACUUCUCCAUCAAGGCUGAUGAGACCCGUCCGUUGAAUUAUACCCACGAAUAUCAGAUAGUUUUUAUCGAGCCAACUGAUGGAUCGCAUGUGUUCGGACUUCAGCUUGGUUCGCCAUUCACCAACCCUACCGGCGUAGUCCCAGCAUCAAAUUCAUCCUCGUUUAAAGUGCUGGAUCACGACUUGGACGUUCUGUUCACCACGCCUUUCACCAACGAGACAUGGCAUAACUUCGCUAUUCAAGUCGAUUGGGUCAAUCUCACCCUUCAAGUAUUCUACUCCAUGAACGAAGAUUCCCUUGAGGCUGUCACUGACGUGAUGCCAAAUACUUCUGCAGGCCAAGGUAUCGUUGGAGAUUUUCAUUUUGGGAUCCUGAAGCUGCCUCUUGUUAACCCACUGGAUACGGCCACUCAGCAGGCAGAUGUGGUACACUACGGUCUCCAGGAGGGAAGUCUCGAAGGAUUGUUCUAUUCUGGCGUCUUUGUGGAGACAGGCCCACUGUAA
Desarmillaria tabescens is the source of this 870-nucleotide messenger RNA. RefSeq lists its product as uncharacterized. The transcript has 5 exons. NCBI's taxonomy places the organism in Eukaryota, Fungi, Basidiomycota, Agaricomycetes, Agaricales, Physalacriaceae. Bases 1 to 870 code for a protein of 289 amino acids. The record is from RefSeq and is a predicted model, not a curated record.